GUUAAUCAGUCGCGCGUCUUUGGCCGAUCGGAAUUAAAGUCCAUGUCGUAAAUUGCAUACCGAACAUGUCCAGCUACGGUCAUGUAUCGCCGCUUCGGCCCAUCAUCUCAAAUACACGGAUCAUGUUCAGCCUCCUACCUGGACUUGGAGCUAUGAUAGUAUUGAGGAUGGCGAUACAUUUAUACCGACCUGAUAUAGAAGACGCAGAGAACAGAGUCAGAGACAACCCUUUGAAUAAUUUGUACGACUGUUACGACUUCAUCAUAGUUGGAGGUGGAACAGCAGGGUCUGUGCUAGCUAACAGACUUUCAGAAAACCCUCAAUGGACAGUGCUACUCCUCGAAGCAGGUCAGGACGAAAACGUUUUAGCAGAUGUACCCAGCAUAUUUCCUGUUCUACAAAGUUCUUCCAUAGAUUGGCAGUUUGUGACGGAACCUAGUAAUGAGUAUUGCUUAAGUAUGAUGGAUUAUCGAUGUAAGUGGCCACGUGGAAAAGUCCUCGGUGGUUCCAGUGUUCUAAAUGCUAUGCUGUAUAUAAGAGGUAAUAAACGCGAUUACGAUUACUGGGCCACCAUUGGUAAUACAGGAUGGUCAUAUAAGAGCAUUUUGCCUUAUUUCUUGAAAGCAGAAGACAUGAGAAUUCCGGCUUAUCAAAGUGACCCCUACCACGCCACUGGUGGGCCUUUGACAGUUGAAUAUUUCAAAUUUCAGCAACCAAUUACAGAAAAAAUUUUAGAAGCUGGUAGUCAACUCGGAUAUAAUAUUUUGGAUGUGAAUGGUGAAUAUCAAACUGGUUUUACGAGAUCUCAUGCAACGGUUCGUGAAGGACUCCGAUGUAGCGCUGCAAAAGCUUAUUUGAGACCAGCAAGUAAUAGGCCUAAUCUUCAUGUAAGUGUGCACUCUUUGGUAGAAAAAAUAUUGAUAGAUGAACAGAAAAAAGCGUACGGAGUGAAGUUUAUGAAACACGGUCAACAACGUAUAGUGAAAGCCAGUAAGGAAGUCAUCCUAUCUGCUGGAGCUAUUCAGUCUCCUCAACUGCUAAUGCUAUCAGGAAUAGGAAAUGCAGAGCAUCUUAAAGAAGUCGGCAUUUACCCUAUAGUCAAUUUACCAGGAGUGGGUAGAAAUCUUCAGGAUCACAUUGCAAUGGGAGGACAUUCCUUCCUCUUUGACAAUCCUUAUGAGAAUGGCACGGAUUAUUGCUUCAACAUCAAGAACGCUCUAUCUGUAAACAGUUUAGUAGAUUUUGCAUUACAUAAAAGUGGAUUGUUAUAUAGUAUGAUGGAAGCAGAAGCUAUGGCAUUCGUCAAUACAAAGUACCAAGAUCCCAAUGAAGAUUAUCCAGACAUUCAGCUGUUUAUUGCUCCAACAGCUGAUAACUUAGAUGGAGGAUGGUUCGGAAAGCGAGCUAACGGGCUAACCGACGAAACUUAUGCCGUGUUAUACGAAGAUAUAUUAUUUGAUUCUUCAUUUUCUAUAGUACCUUUACUGCUUAGGCCCAAAAGUCGGGGUUAUAUAAAAUUGAGAGACUCCAAUCCGUAUUCGCCACCGCUCAUUUACCCAAACUACUUCUCCGAUCCACAGGAUAUAAAAGUUUUGGUUGAAGGAGCCCGCAUAGUCCAAGCUUUGGUGGAGACACCAGUGCUGCAAGAGCUCAAAGCACGACCGAACCCGAACCGAAACCCUGGCUGCGCGGAACACGAGCUAAUGUCUCAAGAACACUUGGAAUGCCAGGCGAGGCACCACACUUUGACGAUAUAUCAUCCGGUCGGCACCUGCGCAAUGGGACCUGUUGACAAUGCUGAAGCGGUCGUUGAUCCGAGAUUAAGGGUGUAUGGAAUCAAAAACUUACGCGUGGUCGACGGAAGCAUUAUGCCCACAAUCGUCAAUGGCAAUACGAACGCACCGAUCAUCAUGAUUGCUGAGAAGGCAUCCGACAUGAUCAAGGAGGACUGGAGUGACGUUACAAACUACGAAUUCACAAGUUGCGCAGGACCUUAUAAAAGACAACAAGAGGAUCCAGGAGACAGUGAUGGACCAAAAAAAGUUAACUUGAAUAUCACUCAUCCGACUCCCAACCUAUUUCAUGAAACUUACGAAUUGUUCCCUCAAUUAGAUGAAUUUGAAAAUAGACCAAAUCAAAAUAAUUUUGACAACAGCAAACCAUCAAAUCCGUUGCCUAAAGAUAUUAAUAAAAAUCAUACUUCAAACAACAAUGGACAAAAACCUAAACAAAUACAACAAUCAUAUAAGCCCACAGAAUUUAAAGAAUCUACAGCAAAUCCGAAUUACAUUCCAGUUUAUCCUUUCAUAGAUGAUUAUGGAAGACAAUACUAUGCUCCAUUUCCUUAUUGGCCUAGUUGGAAUCAAAUUAAUAAAGGCAAUAAUAAUUUGAACAGAAAUAUACAUUAUUCGAGCAAUAAGAAAAAUCCUUUAAAAAAAUAUGGGUUAAAAAAACAAAAACCAGUUAAUUCGUAUAAUUAUUUGACACCAUCGUAUGAAGACAAAGAUGCUUUUUAUGAAACGAAGCAAAUAUCAACUCCAGAAGGACGAAAGUGCAAGGUUUGGCUAUAUUACGAUGGAGUGAAGUAUGAGGUUAUACUGUAGGCGAUAAGGUUAAAUUAUUAAUUUAUUACAAAUCCAGUGAAUAGAUGUAUCUAAUUGUUCAUUAUCAAUAAACUGUUUAAUACAGUUA
This is a messenger RNA of Plodia interpunctella (Indianmeal moth), 2691 nucleotides long. RefSeq names its product glucose dehydrogenase [FAD, quinone]-like. Gene Ontology annotation, molecular function: flavin adenine dinucleotide binding; oxidoreductase activity, acting on CH-OH group of donors. The transcript has 3 exons. The record is from RefSeq and is a predicted model, not a curated record. Lineage: Eukaryota; Metazoa; Arthropoda; Insecta; Lepidoptera; Pyralidae. Bases 66 to 2603 code for a protein of 845 amino acids.